Messenger RNA from Coregonus sp. 'balchen', 4166 nucleotides. Lineage: Eukaryota; Metazoa; Chordata; Actinopteri; Salmoniformes; Salmonidae. The record is from the annotation of a GenBank genome assembly.
GGAUUGGGCACAGAUGAGGAUACUCUGGUUGAGAUUCUGGCCUCCAGGACCAAUAAAGAGAUCAAAGAGAUAAAGAAAGCCUAUAAGGAAGGUGUGUAAUAUGUAAAUAUGUAUAUGUAGAUGUCCUGUACGUGAUGUGAUAGUUACAACAAGCCAAUAAUCAUGGCUUUUUUCAUGCUAGAAUACAAAAACGAGCUGGAGAAUGACAUCAAGUCUGAGACAGGUGGAGACUUCAGCAAUGCUCUGCUCUCGCUCUGCAAGGUAUGUGUGUGUAUGUGUUUAUUUAUAGUUUGUUUAACCUCGGAUGAAUAGUUUGGCACAAUUAACCUCACUGCCCCCUCUCUGUCCCUCAUAUACUGUAGGCUACUAGGAAUGAGGACACCAUAGUGAACCAGGAACUUGCUGACAGUGAUGCCAAGGUAUGGAGGAGAGCAAGAGUGUUUGUCAGAAUUUUUUAAGAAAUGAACGUAGGGCACUGGCACCCAGAGUCAAUGUGUAAUGCAAUCCCUGUGUGUGUGAUGCCUGUGCCUACUCUAUCGGUCCAUAGGCCCUGUAUGAGGCUGGAGAGAAGAAGAAGGGAACAGACUGCUCUGUCUUCAUAGACAUUCUGACCACCAGAAGUGCUCCUCAGCUCCGCCAAGGUGAAUAUGUGAUGGCACAGCUCUAUGUGAGCUUAAGUCUAAUUUUAUAAAAGUACAGACUCAGAGCUUCUGGUAUAUCAUACACUGUAGUUUGAGGAAACAUGGUAAGUUAUGCUGCUUUGAAAGUUGAUAAACUUGUGAAACCACUAAGGGGACAAUUGGGAGAAAUGUCCUUGUUAGAGUGCUCCUCUUAGUUCAUGCCCAUUCAGCAUCGUUCACACUCUCUUAAGCUUUAGCCGCACCUAUUUAUGAAUUCACAUGUAAACGCAUGUAAGUCAGCAUGGCAUUGUCCUCCAGAAACUAGUGUCACUACUUAAACUUUCUCCCACUGAACUUUGUUGAUAAAUAGCACCUGCGAAAUUCACGGCAGCAAUGUUGUUGAGAGUUGCCAGGACCAAGUUUGGGAAACCCUGCUGUAGAGCAAUAGGAUAAAGUGGCUUGCGUUCUGCUCGCCCCAAAAGUUACGCUUCCAGUGUAGCAGGUUAAAAAAACUACUGCUUUUGCGAUGCCCCAGUGUAGCUAUGUUAAGCUACUGGAAUUCUGUUUUCAGUUUUAAAAAAAUCUGGGACAACCACAGAGCCGACUCAGUCACCGGAUUCAUAAACAAAUGCAUAGAUGAUGUGAUACCGAUGGUGUCUUUCAAAACUUACCCGAAUCAAAAACCGUGGAUUGAUGGCAGCCUUGUCGGGAAACUGAAGGAGAGAGAUGCUCCUUAUAAAUACGGCAAGAGACCUGGGACAAUUGUAUGGUUAAACCGAACAAAUACAACAUACGCAGAUCGGUCAAGAUGGCCAGACACAAGUAUAGGGACAAAGUGGAGGAGCAAUUCAGCGGGUCGCACACAAGGUGUAUGUUGCAGGGGCUUCUAACGAUCACGGAUUACAAAAAGAAAGCCAGUCACGUCGCGGACACAAACGCUGCACUACCGGACAAACAUAUUUUUCUCCUGCUUCGAACAUAAUGACUCUGAGCUGCUGAGGAGAGCCCCUGAGGACAACGAGGACUUCACGGAGGACUUAUGUAAGUCAUUCAAGCGUGUUAACCCUUGCAAGGCUGCCGGCCCGGACAGUAUCCCUAGCCACGCCCUCAAAUCAUGUACAGACCAGCUAGCUGUUGUGUUUUCUGACAUUUUGAAUCUCUCCCUAGCUCAGGCUGUUAUCGCCACCUGCUUCAAGAUGUCCACUAUCAUCCCAGUGCCCAAGAAAGGGAAAGUAACUGAACUGAAUGGCUACUGACCCAUAGCACUCAUUUCCGUCAUCAUGAAGUGCAAAGACCCCAUCACCUCCUCCCUCUCCGACACACUCAACCCUCUCCAAUUCGCCUCCCACCCUGACAGUUCCACGGACGAUGCCAUCACCAUUGCACUGCACACUGCCCUCACCCACAUGGACAAAAGGAAUGCAUAGGUGAGGCUACUGUUCAUCGACUACAGCAAAGCCUUCAAUACCAUAGUGCCCUCAUCACAAAUUUCACUACCUUGGGACUGAACUCCCUAUGCAACUGGGUCCUGGACUUCCUGACUGGCCGCCCCCAGAUGGUGAAGGUAGGCAACAUUACCUCCACCACACUGAUCCGCAACACGAGGGGCCCCACAAGGGGGCACCAUUGGGUGUUCAUUGCCGGCCCUCCAGGACACCUACAACGCCAGGUGUUGCAGAAAGGCCAAGAAGAUCAUCAAGGACCUCAGCCACCUGAGCCACAGCCUGUUCUCCCCGCUUCCAUUACUCAGAUGCGGGCAGUAUAUGGAGUAUUAUGGCAAAAACUGUCAGACUGGCCAAUAGCUUCUACCCCCAGACCAUCAGGCUGGGCAGCUACCUGCUCCCCCUGUCCCCCUCCUGCCCUCCUUGCUGCUCCUCCUGUGCAUAUUCUAUCCCCCCAACAAACUUUUACGUACGCUCAAGAAUUUCACUGUACACUACGAUUACAUCUGUGACCCUGUGCAUGUGACUAAUAAACUAAUCUAAUCUAUUCAUCUAAAAUAAUCUUUAGGGGUGUCAAUAAUUUUGACCCCUACCUUUUUGAGAAAAAAAAGUAUUAGCUACUUGCUAAACAAAAUCUAUUUAUCUGAGCAAUAGGACAAAUAUAAGUGCCCACCAAAUUAUUAUUAUUAUUUAAUUACACACACAUCUUUUCUCACCACCUGUUAAUUACGUUGUAGCCCAAUCAAUAGGGUGCUUUGUUUUUGUCAUCAGUUAGACACUGAUGAAUGCUACUAGAAUCUAGAUGUCCGUGGGGUUUUCCCUUUUUCAUACACUGAAUGUGCAACCACACAUGAUUUGAUACUGUGUGAGCAUUUCAAGUACAUCUCUCUCUCUCUCUCUCUCUCUCUCUCUCUCUCUCUCUCUCUCUCUCUCUCUCUCUCUCUCUCUCUCUCUCUCUCUCUCUCUCUCUCUCUCAUCUCCCUCUCUCUCCUCUCUCUCUCUCUCUCUCUCUCUCUCUCUCUCUCAUCUUGUGAGAAGUACUCCAAGUACAGUAAGGUGGAUGUCACAAAGGCUAUUGACCUGGAACUGAAGGGAGACAUUGAGAACAGUAUGAAAAAUGUAUGCACUCACUAACUGUAAAUCACUCUGGAUUAGAGCGUCUGCUAAAUGACUAAAAUGUAAAAUGUAAAUGUAACUGUCUGACUGCCGUAGGUGAGAGAGCACAGCCAGGGUCAAGCCUAGUAAUGUUCCAAUGUCUUCAAAUAAUCUGUGCAUCACCCUCAAUCCAUGUCUUCUGCUGUAUCACACCCUUCACUGGGCAUCAGUCCUGUAACAUUACACUAUGGCCUCAAUUUUCCUCAUGCAGAAAAAGCACACGCUGUGAGCUAAUUAAUGUUGGUCUCUCGAGACUAAAAUUAUCAUAACUUUUUUAAUAGAUGGGAUGGCACAUUAUCCAAGGCACAUUUGCUUUAAUACAACUCCUGCAAUGCACUGGUCAUCUCAUGACCAUUCCGAUACCCUUGCAAAAGCUUUGGAGAAUGCUGCUUCUUGUCUAUGCUGCUCUAUGAUGUCAUCUGACUGAUCUCUUUCAGUGAGUGUGCUGGAAGCAAGCCUGCUUUCUUUGCUGAGAGACUCAACUUGGCCAUGAAGGUGUGUUUACAGUUAAACAUAGUUACAGUACAUUUUAUGUUCCAGAUAAGAGGUUGCCCUGGGUCGUGUUCAUUAGGGUAUGCAACAGAAAAUGUUUUAAAACAUUAAAAAACGAAAAUGAGUGUUUCUUAUCGGACAAAUCCAGGUACAGUGUACCUGUUUGUCUAUUUUCUACCUAAUGAAUACGACCCUGUUUUAAGAUUUGACAAUCUACAGAAGAACACAGACACUGGUUAUGUACAAGACCGCACAAACAGAUCUGGGUUCAAGCUAAGGAGCUUGCACUAUCUGGUUAUAAAUCUUCAGUUUGUUUGCCUGUGCCAUACCCCAGGGUAAAGGAACCUGGGUCAAGAUUUUGACCCGGGUCAUGGUGAGCCGGUCUGAAGUGGACAUGGUCCGGAUCAAACAGGAGUAUAAGAAGACGUUUGGGAAAACCCUCUACCAGGAAAUUCUG